Messenger RNA from Aspergillus ibericus CBS 121593, 2896 nucleotides. RefSeq names its product MutS family protein MSH5. Gene Ontology annotation, cellular component: nucleus. Gene Ontology annotation, biological process: mismatch repair; chiasma assembly. The transcript has 17 exons. The record is from RefSeq and is a predicted model, not a curated record. Gene Ontology annotation, molecular function: mismatched DNA binding; ATP-dependent DNA damage sensor activity; ATP binding. The coding region runs from base 170 to 2896 and encodes 908 amino acids. NCBI's taxonomy places the organism in Eukaryota, Fungi, Ascomycota, Eurotiomycetes, Eurotiales, Aspergillaceae.
UACGGCAUGAAAUACAGUAAUCAUGUUUUGAAUUUCAGUUUUUCCUGUUCUGCGAUUGUCACUUGAUCCGGCAAAGUAAGGCCGCUCCGGGGCACUCCAUCCCAAUCGGCCCAUAGGGACCUUCUCCUAACGAGAAUUUAUCCAUCAAAGACUAAACCUCCUAUUUGUCAUGGAAUCGCAAAAUAAGCGGAGGCGGGUGGCACAUCACUCAUAUAUCGAGUCUCCCAAUACCAGGUUCAAUAGAGACGACAAUGCACGACCAAGACCCUCUAGCAACCUGCGUCCAAGUUCGCAAGAUAUACAGAGACCAAGGCCAGGUGCUGUCAAUAGAGAUGGGGCCUAUCGGGUUGAUAGCGGGCUAUUUGAGCAAUCCAUCGAUGACGACCUUGAACAAGUUAUAGUGGCAGUGGAUAUGAAAGACUCGGGAACUGUCGGCUGUUCCUACUAUUCUGCACAGGAAGAGAGACUCUACCUACUGGGGGAUCUACGAUAUUCCAGUGCAGAGAUCAUUGACAGCUUGGUCCUGCAGACUAAGCCUACGGUGCUCUUGAUCUCACCUCGGAUUGAUCCCAAUAACCUCCAAGAAAGACCAUGGGCUGGACAAGACAGCGACACACACUAUCUUCCUUACCAGCUGGAUAUACGCCCAUCGCAGGAAUUCAACUACUCAAAUGCGAAAAACAAACUAGUGGCCUUGGAGAUCUCCUCAAGACAUGAGCAACGUAUCAAAUUCUUAGUACCACAUAACGGAUUGGUUGAUGGUGAACAAUUAGAUGCUGAAAAUCUGGAUCUCACAUCGCAAGAAGGCAAGCUUCUGCACAUAUCAAGCUCGAUCGAGAUGGAGAACACAGUGACGAUAGGAUGUGCCGGUGUUGUCCUCGCUUGCCUACAAAGGCGUCGAGCUUCAAUGUCAACGUCUAACGGCAGUGUCUCAGGAGCAUUCCGAGUAGCAUCUGUGGAAAUGUUCAGUCUGUGUGGGACUAUGUUCGUCAAUGGUAGGACUUUACUGUCACUUCAAAUCAUGGAAUCCGAAUCUCAUCCUAGUAUGGUAAAUCAGGGGCCAGGGAGAAAGUCUUCUUCAUCAAAAGAAGGCCUUUCGAUUUAUGGCCUCUUCCAGCGCUUUUCAUAUACCCCCCAAGGAAGAAACCGACUAAAGCAGAUGUUUCUUCGUCCCAGUGUGGAACUUGAGGUUAUCCACGAGCGACAUUCUUUCGUCAGCAUAUAUCUUAGGGCUGACAAUUAUAACCCAUUGGAAAAGAUGGUCAAGGGCUUGAAGCAUAUCAAGAACCUCCACCAUGUAAUGAUCAACCUUCGAAAGGGAAUCAGCACCGGAAGCGGAAAGAUCAUGGGCUUCAAGACAACAGUAUGGGCUACUUUGCUGGCCUUUGCCUUCUAUGGAAUUGACAUUCACGACGCCCUGAGGGAGACCUCGGGUGGAAGCCUUCUGGCUCUACAUAGCAAGGCACUCCGUGCCUUUGAAGCAGCUCAGUUAUACAAAGUCGACAUCGAUAGCUCUGAGGAGCAGGGCAGAGCUGUUGUUAAGCCAGGGAUAGACCGAGAGCUGGAUCGGAUGAAAGAUAACUAUGACGGUUUGAAUAGCCUUCUGAAACAGGUUGCGAUAGAAAUUGCAACAACUAUCCCGGAAAGCUACGAUAUUGACGUAAACGUUAUUUACUUCCCUCAACUUGGUUUCAACAUAGCUAUUCCACUCAAUGAGGGGGGUGACCCUGCUUACAGGGGUGCUGAAGAUGACUGGGAACUUAUGUUCCUUACGGAGAACAGAGCAUACUUUAAGGACUUCAGAAUGAGGGAGAUGGACGGCAAAUUGGGUGAUAUCUAUGGGCUGAUAUGUGAGAAGGAGAUCGAAAUUGUUUACGAUCUCGCACAAAGAGUGCUUCAAUACGAGAAAGUUCUCCUCGAAGCAUCUGAUGUAUGUGGGCAUAUAGACAGUCUUCUUGCAAUGGUCCAAGCUGCAAGUCUAUACAAGCUGGUACGUCCCAAGAUGGUGGAGGAAGAUAUUAUUAGAAUCAGGGGUGGAAGACACAUUCUACAAGAACUUACGGUCUCAUCUUAUGUGCCCAAUGAUACCUUUCUUAUUAGCAAAGGAGUGCGAAAGGAGGCAACGGAAAUUCGUCGUUGUGCAACAGGAGGAAGCGAAAGGGGCUGUUUUCCGAGCAUGUUGCUGCUAACCGGGCCAAAUUAUUCUGGAAAGAGUGUUUAUAUGAAGCAGGUCGCUCUUAUUGCCUACCUGGCACAGGUGGGAAGCUUCGUCCCAGCUGAGAGUGCAGAACUUGGGAUCAUCGACAAGAUCCUGGUCAAAACGAAUACUCAAGACAGCGUCUCCCAGAUCCAGAGCACCUUCAUGAACGAUUUGCAGCAAAUAUCCUUCGAUCUAAAGCAGAUGACCGGCCAUAGCUUGCUGCUGAUAGAUGAAUUCGGCAAGGGCACCAACGAGAACGAUGGCAUCGGACUAGCAUGCGGUGUUCUAGAACACCUCCUCAACCUCGAGGAUCCACCCAAAGUCAUCGCCGCAACUCAUUUCCAUGAAAUUCUCGAGAACGGAUUUCUCAAACCUAGGCCACAAUUACAACUCGGCCACAAGUUCGCCUUCCGUCUAGGACGAAGCGAUCAAAGCUUCGGAACAAUAUGUGCUGCGAUGAACGGUAUCAGUCAAACCAUUGUUGAUCGGGCAGACGAGAUCGCUUCUCUUUCUGCGCGGGGUGAAAAUUUAAUUGCUGCUUGCGCUAUGCUCUCGGCUGAAGAGACGCAGGCUCUGGAAGAUGCGGACAAGUUAGCGAGAAAGUUUUUGUGGUUAGAUCUCUCUAGGGCGGAUAAGACGAACGGCACAAGGGAUGCGUUGGAGAAGCUGUUUGAUGGUGUCGGUGCGGGUUCCUAG